Molecule: messenger RNA, 1197 nt
Organism: Histoplasma mississippiense
Lineage: Eukaryota; Fungi; Ascomycota; Eurotiomycetes; Onygenales; Ajellomycetaceae
Product: methionine aminopeptidase 1
Exons: 3
Coding region: 1-1197 (398 amino acids)
Biological process (GO): proteolysis
Molecular function (GO): metalloaminopeptidase activity
Source: RefSeq, a predicted model, not a curated record
AUGGCGUCCGAACAACUAGACUCGAAAAGGUGCAUAGGGUUGGAUUGCAUCAACGAUGCCGGUAGCUUACGGUGUCCAACAUGCCUGAAGAUUGGAGUCGAGAGCCGUUUCUGUUCGCAAGACUGCUUUAAGAAAAGCUGGAGCGAGCAUAAGUCUGUUCACAAGAAGAGUAAUUUUCUAAGCAAUCUUUUCCCUCCCAAAAUAGUGUCUGAACUAGAUCCAGCUACCGGUCAUUUCAACCCGUUUCCAACCUAUUCGUUCACCGGGAGCUUAAGACCCGUAUACCCUCUUUCCCCCCAAAAAAGUGUCCCGGACUCAAUCCCCCACCCUGACUAUGCCAGUGACGGCAUUCCUCGCUCAGAACAGAAACAUGUCGGUCGACAUAACAUCACAAUACUUAGUCCGAAGGAGCAGGACGGAAUGAGGAAAGUAUGCCGUCUGGCGCGAGAAGUGCUGGAUAUCGCUGCGCGCGAAAUCAAACCUGGUGUUACGACCGACCACAUUGAUGAGGUUGUCCAUCGGGCUUGCUUGGAACGAAAGUCGUACCCGUCGCCACUUAACUAUGUCCAUUUCCCCAAGUCCGUCUGCACGUCCGUCAAUGAGGUUAUCUGCCACGGCAUUCCUGACCAACGGCCAUUGGAGGAUGGGGAUAUUGUAAAUAUUGACGUCACACUCUACCAUGAGGGUUUCCAUGGCGACCUGAACGAGACCUACUACGUCGGAGAAAAGGCCCGCGCAAACCCAGACCUUGUUCGGGUGGUAGAAACCGCAAGAGAAUGUCUGGACAAAUCAAUUGAAUUAGUGAAGCCGGGCAUGCUAUUUCGAGACCCAGGAAACGUUAUUGAGAAACACGCAAAGAGCAACAAUUGCAGCGUGGUUCGGAGUUAUUGCGGGCAUGGCAUCAACCAACUUUUCCACACAGCGCCCAGCAUUCCGCACUAUGGGAAGAGUAAGACGGUUGGACAAGCGAAGGCCGGCAUGUGUUUUACAAUAGAACCUAUGAUUAACUUGGGAACAUACCGAGAUAAGACUUGGCCGGAUAACUGGACUAGCGUUACCGCGGAUGGACUCCAGUCCGCUCAAUUCGAACACACGUUGCUAGUGACGGAGGAUGGUGUUGAAGUGCUUACAGCUAGAUUGCCGGACUCUCCCGGCGGCGCUAUCCCUAGGCCUGCUGUUGACGGAGAGAGAACGUGA